CCAUGUCAUGCGUCUGGCUAGGUCAAGCUCCCUCUCCGUGUUCACUGCCGCCUCGUAAGCAUGGAGAUUGAUAUUGCGCCGCAGUUUGGAGCCGAAUUGAAGGAUGGGUUUAAGACAGUGAAUGCCUGGGUCGGCGGUGGUAUAGCUUGGUUGGACGACAUCCAACAGUUCUACCGAGAACGAAGCGCCAUAGAAAAGGAAUACGCCCAGAAACUCAACGCACUAGCCAAGAAGUACUAUGAGAAGAAGGCCAAGAAGACGAGCAGCCUGAGCGUCGGCGACACGCCGACGGUAACCCCAGGCUCACUUGAGAGUGCGUCUAUGACCACAUGGGGCGUCCAAUUGAACACCCUCGAAUCUCGCGCUUCUGAACAUGACCGGUUCGCUACAGCACUCGUCUCCAAUCUUGCCGACCCUCUUAAAGUCCUCGCCGGUCGUUACGAAGAGAUCCGAAAAUGCCACGCCGAAUAUGCAGUCAAGCUGGAGAAGGAGAGGGAUAGUGCAUAUGCGGAUCUGCGCAAGAUGAAGGGCAAAUACGACGGCGUGUGUCAGGAGGUGGAGAAUCGCCGGAAGAAGAUCGACUCCUCCUUCGACCAUGGCAAGCAGAAGGCGCGGAAUGCUUUCGAGCAGCAGCAGCUUGAGAUGCGGAAUGUGAAGAACACAUAUAUCAUCAGCAUCAACGUAACAAACAAGCAAAAGGAGAUGUACUAUCAUCAAUACGUCCCUGAGCUGCUAGAUAGCCUUCAAGAUCUUUCCGAAACCCGUGUCCAGAAGCUGAACGAUAUCUGGUCACUGGCCGCACAGAUCGAAACUUCAACCCUGCGCCGGAGCAUUGAAUACCUCAACCACCUCUCCGCUGAGAUCCCUCGAAACGACCCACGCUUGGAUUCCAUGAUGUUCGUCAGGCACAACGCCGGGCCCUGGCAAGAACCCGCGGAUUUCCAGUUCGAGCCAAGCCCCGUGUGGCACGAUGAUGACAAUCUUGCAACCGACGACUCUGCUGUGGUCUUUCUUCGCAAUGUUUUGACGAAGACAAAAGCUGCUCUGGCAGAGUACAAACGUGAUCUAGAUAAGAAGCAAAGAGAGGUGGAGGGGGCUAGGAGAGUGCGGCAAAACAUUCGGGAGGGAAAGGACAAGAGAGAUGAGGUGGAAAUUGUUCGCGCAAUCUUGGCCCUUCAAGAGACUAUGCAUGAGACGGAGCGACAGAAGGUCAGCGCCGAGGUGGAGGUGUCGACCAUUACCACUGCCGUGGGUGACCUUAGCCUUGGGGCAAGAAACCACAACUUCAAGUCUCAGACGUUCAAGAUCCCUACCAAUUGCGACCUCUGCGGGGAUCGAAUAUGGGGGUUGUCUGCAAAAGGCUUCGACUGCAAGGACUGCGGCUAUACAUGCCACAGCAAAUGCGAAUUGAAAGUCCCCGCCGACUGCCCCGGCGAGCAGACAAAAGAAGAGCGUAAGAAGCUCAAGGACGAGAGGCAGAAGGCCGCACAUAGCGCCGCAUCCACUCCGGCGAACGGCCACGCCCACGACGCGCAGGCCAGCAAACCCGCAAUAUCACGGAGCGAUACGGUAAACUCGAUGAACACUUUGAGUUCAGGAUACUCGGCGACAGCACAACGGUCCGUUUCUGCUCAUGGGGCCAUGGCGCCGACGGCGGAGGAAGCGCCUGAGAAGAAGGCCGCGCCCGCGCCGAGGAGGAAUCGAAUAGUAGCGCCUCCACCCACGCAGUAUAUAAAACCGGAUGAGUUUGAAGCAUCGUCGGCUACCCCUCCCGCGCCAUCCGAACAAAAGGGGAGGAUGCUGUAUGCGUAUCAGCAAAACGGCGAGGGGGAAAUCACGGUCCCAGAAGGGAGAGAUGUCACGGUUCUAGAACCUGAUGACGGCUCAGGCUGGAUGAAAGUCCGCGCGGGCGCCAAAGAAGGCCUCGUCCCAGCUUCCUACGUCGAGCUCCUCCCCGCCAGUCCCGCUCCCCACCAAGCCUCAGCCCCAUCCACAUCCACCACGCACCGCCCGGACUCGAGCUACUCCGCGUCGUCGGCUUCCCUAACCAGCAGCAUCACCAACACCAUGUCCACGACGGCGACGGGCAAGAAGAAAGGCCCCGCCGUGGCGCCCAAGCGCGGGGCCAAGAAGUUGAAGUACGUCGAGGCCAUGUACGACUACGCGGCGCAGAGCGAGGCGGAGCAUAGUAUGACGGAGGGGGAGCGGUUUGUGCUGGUGAAUAUGGAUGCGGGGGAUGGGUGGGCAGAUGUCGAGAGGGAUGGGGUGGUGAGGAGUGUGCCGGCGAAUUAUAUUCAGAUGGUUUAGUUGGGGGAGGGAGCGUGGGGGGAUUGGGUUGGGGGUUCUUGGGAUAGAGGUAGAGAGGUGCGUGGUUAUAUAAGAAAUGGUGUCGUGGUGGGUGGUGGGAGAUGCAUUCGAAUGUGCAUUUUUAUUUCUUCUUCUCCUCUUCUUUUUUCCUCUUCUUUCUUCUCUGUGAGUAUGUAGGAGGUGAACGUGUGAGCGAGCCCGGGGAAUCAGGGGCGUUUGUAGAAAUGGUCGCAUUGGAAGGCGGAUAUGUAUAAAUCUGGGAGGAGCUGUGGAGUCUUUCGAUGAUGAACGUGUCCUUGACAUUUUCUUUGCGUGCCGGGGAGCUUUUCUGCUCUCCAGUCAGUCAAUCAGUCAAG
Westerdykella ornata is the source of this 2663-nucleotide messenger RNA. Its product is annotated as FCH-domain-containing protein. The transcript is spliced from 7 exons. Gene Ontology annotation, molecular function: protein binding. Bases 61 to 2307 code for a protein of 748 amino acids. NCBI's taxonomy places the organism in Eukaryota, Fungi, Ascomycota, Dothideomycetes, Pleosporales, Sporormiaceae. Gene Ontology annotation, biological process: regulation of actin filament polymerization. The record is from RefSeq and is a predicted model, not a curated record.